This is a messenger RNA of Sphenostylis stenocarpa, 306 nucleotides long. Lineage: Eukaryota; Viridiplantae; Streptophyta; Magnoliopsida; Fabales; Fabaceae. The record is from the annotation of a GenBank genome assembly.
AUGGCUCUGGAAGCUUAUGCUGCAUCAAAACCUGACAAAAUCGACACCGAUGUCCUCUCCAAAGCUAGGGAAUCUUGUUACAAGGCUCGUGAUGCUUUCUAUGCCUGCCUGGAAAAGGAAUCUGACAAGAAGCCCACAGAGAUUGCAUCUGUGGGCUUGCUAUACCCACUUGAAUGCAAACAACGUAGGAGUGAAUACGUCAAACACUGUCGAUCUUCUUGGGUGAAACAUUUCGAUUGGCAAUACUACCAGAAGAAGAGGGUCCAGACACUUUUGGAUGACCAGGAGAGGGGUGUAAAACGAUAA